Molecule: messenger RNA, 13171 nt
Organism: Porites lobata
Lineage: Eukaryota; Metazoa; Cnidaria; Anthozoa; Scleractinia; Poritidae
Source: the annotation of a GenBank genome assembly
CCCUGUGUUCUGGCUAAAAAUUUUGGAAGAAUUGUGACAUCAAUAAUUUCAGACUUUGAGUAAUAAUUACGCGUCGGAUUCAGCCUACUGCAGUGUAGUUUACUAAUCAUGCAGAAGAGAAUGACUGACAAAGACAGGCGCAGAAGUGCCUCCAACGAGUCCCAAGCCCUGAGGGAUCUUGUGAACAACUUAAAGUUGGAACUUUUGCAAAGCCAAGUGGAAGCUCAAAAAGUUCGUGAUCAGCUGCAGUGUGUCAUUUACCUUGUUCGAAGGUAAGGACAGACAAAAGACAACCUGUACAUUUAUUAUCGAUUCUAUCAUUAGAUACAUAAAUUUACGCCUUCGUAGAAAGCUUUUGUUUAAUGCAUCAGUCAAUUCCCCCUGCACCCAGCCCCACCCUAGGCUACUACUGGGCAUUUGUCCACCUUGUCAGUCCCGGGGGUGGGGCAUUUGGGUGUAGGUGGAAUUGACUGAUGCAUAAACGUAAACUCACUUCCUCCAUCCUCAUGGUUACCAGAUGCUCUCCAAUGAAGUACACAUCUGCAUGGUUUAAAUUGAUCCUCCGACCCAAAUACAUGGUUACUCUUCCAAAAGACUCACUGUUUGUCUGUGUUAGUGGGCUUGUGCAUUGAACUGUUGUAUGUGAACAUGCAGUAGGGGGGAAAUCAGUGUGCAAAGAAAGUGGUGGAGCUAGUGGAUUUUGCUAUCAGGCUUAACUUGACGAUGGGCAAGUGAUUUUUUGGAAGAAUUCAAAUUACAGAAGAGGUGUUAUCAAUCCUGCUCAUCAAUUUCUUUUUUUUUUUUUUUUUUUGGGGGGGGGGGCAUAAAUGGCCUGUCCAUGAUCCUGUGCUUGUGAUCCCCCCUCCACCCCUUAUCAAAGUUGCUAGCAAUGCAAGACCAUACUCAAAACUUGGAGGAACAACUUUGAAUGGGAGGGAGGAGGGAGGUCAGUUUUAUAUUCUACAGACCUGUGACCAGGAGCGAUUUGAAGCAAGAAAGGGCAUUUUUCCGUGGGAGUGUCUCAACAUUUUUGCAACUGGUUGUAGCUACAGCUUGCCCAAAUGGCAAGCUGUUAAACUGACUUUCUUUUCACCCUGGGGGAAACUGUCUUUUGAAUUUCCUUUCAUCCUUUCAUUGACCUAAUCCACCCAAUAUUUGGAUUUUACCGCAUCAAUCUUUUUUUUUAUAUCCUAAGACUAGCACCCCUAUCCCUUGUCAAAGUGAUCUCAAAAUUUUUCUCAAGGAGUUGUAAAGACACUGGCUCUGGAAACAAACAAAAACCUUCCAACAUGUAUACAAUGUAGCUUCAUUAUUACACAUACCUGGCAACUUGGAAUCUUUGUGAUAGUCUUGUAUUAUGCCAUAGAGCUAUCUAACCUAAGAUCACUAAUGUAUUUCACUGGCAAGACUAAAUUUAAUUUAAGUCUAACAAUUUAAAUUAUUAUUUUGAACAUUCACCUCUUAAAAAAUCUUCUCAAAAAAAUUUUGUCAUAAGAGUUGUGGUAAUGAGGUAAUCAGAGUGGUGAAAUCAAAAGUACCAGUAGAUGUCUUUUGUCCUAGAAGUUGUACAUUAUGCUUGGAUUGAAUCAGAGAUCACAGUGCAAUUUAUGCAGAGAUAACAAGGAAAUAUGAUCUCUCUCUUUUUUUCCCUCCUGUUUUUACAUUAUUUUUUUUGCAGACCUUCAAUAACCUGUCAGAUCUAGAGAUCUGUGGAUAACUGUUGACCAGCAGUUAUCCAACAGUCAGCUGACAGAGUUGUGGGGGGCGGGGGGGGGACUGUUCUUCACACUUACCAGAAUAAAUAGCUUUACAGAGUUAUAAUGCAAAAGGUGUUAACUGUAAAAGCUAGGUUCCAUAUAAUUUAUCAGCUUUAGAUUAAACUUGUCUGUUUCUCACAUGCCACCAAUGUACCUGCAACAUUGCUGUCGGCAAUGCCUUCAAUACUACUAUGACAGGAGAACAUCUGCCGCUGGCAGCAAGAAGCAUUGCAGAUCUUUACCACCAGUGUACCAAUGAUGUUUAGCUUGAGUCAACUUCACAAGCAUAUUGGGAGGAAAGAUCGGGAUGGUUCUCUUGCUGGUGACCUCAGCUCUUGUAUCACAACAGGUGGUACAACUGUAUUUGGUGGCAUAUGAGAACCAGAGUUUACAUACACAUACUUAUUUUGCCCUAAUUUUUUGUUUGUUUGUUUUUGCAAAGAGCAUGGCAAGGAGACGAAAUCGCUUCUGUGCAUCUAUCAAACAUUGUUGGUGAGGACAUUGCAUCAUGUAAAUGUACACGUAGAUAUUACAUUUACAUUGCAUCGUUCAUGUAAAUCUUUAAUUUUGAAAUAUUUUUAUGAAAUAAUUUAAUCUUAGCAGUUGACACCAGCGGCCCUUAAUGCUUGUUGUUACUAACAGUGUCUUGCAUAAAUACAGUGUGACUACUAUAACUGGGACCACCUAGACAAAGUUGACCAAUCAGAAUACAGGAAAAUAACUACAAUUGAUUCCAAGAAAGUUAGUUGUGGGCAAUCAGCAGCUAGUAAGAAAAACAAUCAGUUACUCAAAGCACAAAAUUUAAAUAUUGAUAGCAGACAUUUUUCAAGAAAGCAAAAUGUUUCACCAGUCAACGUUUUUCUACUCGAAACUUUACAUAUAAUACCCAGGAGACAUAUUUGUUUGACACAAGAUGUUAUUUUAUCAACUACCAGCAAUUUCUUCGCUACCAUUGCCACGUUUUGCAAUAAACAUGCAACCUCAAAUCAAAAAUAUAACUAACUUUUACUUUUCACCGUAAUGGACCUCUCAGGAAACAUCGGCUUUCUUCAGCAAGUUGAAAAGGUCACGUCUGUAGGUUGUAAUGGGUUGAUUUUGAUCCAUGUUAAUGUUGAUUUCAUUCUGUGGUGAUUAUGAUUGACAACUAACUUUUUCAGAAUGUAUUGUUUAAUAUUUUCCUGUCAUCCAAUUGGUCAACGUUGACUAGGUCGCCCCAAUUAUAGUAGUCGCACCAUAAAACAAACAUACAUUUUGUACAAAACGUAGAACAUUAUAGAUGUUGUUCACCGCAUAAUUCUUUCCCACUCUGAGUGGAGUUCAACUAUUACGUAGCAGUUACCAAGACAGUAUAUAUACCCUUAAAACAUCACCAUGUAAGGAAAUCAAUAAAUGUUAAUUCAUAUUUAUCGUUCACAUUAUCAUUCACUAAGGAUUGAAUUAUUCCAUUAACACAUGUAGGAGUUGCACCUCCUAAGAUUCAGAGGAACUCAGAAUUGGGUACAUUUACAGCCACUCCCAAGGUGAGUUUUGUUACAUAUUUUCCAUGAUCUUUGUCACUUAUGAUUUUUAUUUGGUCAUUUCAUUGCUUCAGUCAACUCUCUACAAGAUGGAGACCUUUGGGGAUGGCACUAAGUGUCUGUCUUAUAGAAAAGACAAAUGAAGCGAGUAAAGAAAGGCGGUGACCAACUCUAGGUGUCUGCUUUACAGAGGUGUUUGUCUUACAGGGUGUUCGUCAAGUGAGAGUUGACUACUGGUGGUUUUCACUGUCAUGCAAUCAAAAUUUAACAUGGAAACCUUUCAAUACAGAAAGUCUAUGAAUAUACAAAAAACCUUGCCAAGAAUCAGGUCUGUGCAAUAUUUCAUUUGCGAGAUAUUCGGAAAAACGUUUUACCCAAAUUUAUAUAGCUUUGUGCGGAGUUGCCAUGCUUUGUGUCCCUUUCAGGGGUACAAAUAUAACCGUUGGAAACCAACAGAAACGUCUGUUUUUAAGUUUUCCUACUAAUGCAUGAGUCCUUUGCUUGAGGAACUCAUAAAGAUUAAAGUAAUAUUUAUUCUGAGACAAGCAAUGUUUAGAUAGCAAAAUCUCCCAAAAUCGGUAACGUACAUGUAAGAGCUUUCCUGGCUAGCAGUUUAAUGCCACGUCACGCAAAAGCCUGGAAAUUCAAGCAUCCAUGUGUUGCAAAAUGAAGAACCCUUUUGAACUGAAAAUUUGUUUGUAUAAAGGUUUUAAGGUGCUGUAAUACCACAUGAAGUAGAAACUGAGAAGAAGCGAUAGGCUCUUAGUUUGAAUUUUGGUGACGUAAUGUGGAAACCAAGAAUAGUCCUUAGUUCUCUUACAUCAAUGUGAGUAAACUUUUAAAGUAAACAGAAACCAAAACAUUCACGCCUAACCCACUCGCACCUUGUGGAGGCAGCAUGGCUGAGCAGCUAGGGGGCUGGACCCGUAAUCCAGAGGCCCUGAGUUCAAGUCCUGCCCUGACUGCUAGCUGGAUUGCUUCUUGGUCGUCCCAAGUAAAAUUCUCGACCAUGCUUGUAAAUAGCCAACUGGUUCACCUCCUACCAAUUGGGAUUCUAAACAAUGCUAUUUUCUAUUUAAAUUUAUUUCUUUCAUUAUCCCUGAAAAGCACCAUAACUAAGGGGAGAGGAUAAUUAAGUAUUAUUAUAUUAUCAUUAUUAUUAAAUUAGGCCAAAAAUGCUGUUUGAGUCUAUAGUCGAGCCAUUUUCUUGUCACCAAGGUGCCCUUCGUGCUCUCUUAGAAGACAGGAUGGGUAUAAAGGGUUGCGAGACAGAGAAGAAAGAGUACUUGUGAGUUCUAAAAGGGUGGUAUGCCGGAGAAUUAGGAGGAAAUUACCGUAAAAUUCCGAAAAUAAGCCCCUCCAUGUAUAAGCCCGUCCAAAUAUAAGCCCCCCAAAAUCGUAACGCAAAAAGCCUCCGUUAAAUCGCCCCUCCAAAUGUAAGCCCCCCUGGGGGGCUUGGAAUUUGCACUCGAAUACAAAGUAAAACAAAGCAAAAAUGGUACAUUUCCUUCCCACUACAAGCUAGCCUAAUCGAUUUUGAAACGCAAAUUUUCCUGCGUAGAUAAGCCCCUCCAAAAACAAGCCCCUCAAAAAGGGCCUUUGAAAAAUAUAAACCCCGGGGCUUAUUUUCGGAAUUUUACGGUACACAACAAUGUCUAAUGUUUCACAGGAAAAAAAGGGCAGGUUGUGAGAAUGCAAAGUGCGGGAUGCGGGAGGGUUGGACUUCCGUGUCCUUUAUCCCAUGUACACAUGUUGUAUGUUUAAAGGUGUGUCAUAAGGAGGAUCGCUUUUGCACGAAAUGCUGGUCAGACAUAGAUGAAUCCAUGUGACGGGUCUUUUUUUCGCCGUGUAUAAACAAGUGAAAAAGACUCAACUUAUUUUUUCUGCUCUUUUUGUUUACUUGCAGUCAAGAGCUCUUAAUGGCUGGGCUAGACUUGUUAUUGGCCUUCUCAAUCGCAUGUAUCGUGACGAGGAGCUUGAACUACGAGCAAAGCAGCUGUUGUACAUGCGUGACAGAGAGGAACUCCUUGAUGAACAAUUGAUGUCACACAAGGAUGUCACACACCACCAGUCAGAUACGUCUUUUGUGCAAGCCAAUACGUUACAGUUACUUCAGGUAUGACUAAGGUAUUGCAGAUCAUCUGUAUGCAGGGUGUAGUCGUUUCUGCCACUACGACAGUCGUCCCCCAAAAAUGACGCUGGCUCAGGCGCGAGCACUACUUAGUAUUGAGAGAAAAUCUCGUACUCAUAGUCGUCCUCGUCUUAGAAACUAAAGCCCAGUAGAUUAGCGUAGAUUAGAAAUUCAAAAGCACUUAUUUUCUUAAAUUACCCCACUAAGAAAGAGAUGUGGAGGUCCAAUGCGAUUCUUAAACCGCGUCCUAAGUUAGACUUCGUUUAAAUAACCGACCCUAAAGGUCUCUGAUAUUUUUAAGGCUAAAGAGGAAGAAGAAGCUCGUCAGAGAACGCAAGAACGAGAACGACUUGAGCAACAGAGACGAGAACUUCAAGCAAAGUUCAAACAAAGGCGAGUGCCGUCUGCGUUUCACUCGCGGAGGUCCGCAAGGAAGGACAGUGUCAAUAGAGAAGCUGAGAUUGAUCUAUCAGAAGACCUACUGGUUAAACCAGUUAGGAGCAGCAAGGGAUCAGCUGACCUUACCGGGGGGGAAGACGCUGUGAGUUUCAACGAAAUUUUGUAGAAAACAUGACUUACCGGUCUAUUCAGUUGCUGGUCGACAUGGUUUUGAACGAAAUCUUUUGACAACUCCCCCCCUUUCCCCGCAAAAAAAGAAAAAAAAAACAAUAUUUAACCUUGGUUACCAAGUUAACAAUACGACAACAAAUUAAAGGUACCCUAUCAUACGAAAUGAACGCUUUUCAUGAAAUGAGUGUUUAUUUUGUUAAGGAUAAGUUCCGCGCCAUGAGUUAAAUGAAGCGUUAAGCGUUAAUUUCAGGGGCACUCAACCUUAAUUUUCGGAAAAUAUCUGUUGGUGACAUCUAGAAUUUUUGGAACAUUUGUUGUAAAAUUUUUUCUCAUUAAGCGAACAUUCAGUCAUUUUUAAACGGAUUUUCCCGACAUGACGAGAAAUUUUCGAAAAAAAUCCCUAUAAUUUUCGGAUCAGUAUUCAGCUAGGAAACCGAACAGAUGAAAAAGGGUGAAGAUAUCUACUGUUUAAAUACUAAAAUAAGUUUAACAAUGCUAUGUUUAAGUGGUUUUGAACUAUAUUCUCGUUGGGUGCCCCUGUAAUUUCCAUGGUUUGACCCCAAAUUCUCGCUGCACUUCAGUCAUUCCUGACAUGACGAGGAAAAACGAGUAUUUUAUCAGGGUGAAGAUCUCCCAGUUUAGGUAGAAGAAGCUCGAAGUGUCCAGAUUUCUUCGUUUAUUAAGCCCUCGACGUUUAGGCAAAGUACCACGAACACUGCUUCCUUUUUGGAUUACAGUAAACCCCACAUAUAAGAACCUAAUGAUAUAAGAACCCAGAGGCUGAAAUUUGGCAUUUAAAUACCCAAAAAUGUAAGAACCUGUUCAGCCUGGCAAAGAAAAAUUGGUUCUUAUACAAAAAAAGAUCAGUCCAAUCUUGAUGGUCAAAUUUCUCAAUUUUAAUUGUGUGAAACAUGUUAAUUUUUGACAAAAGGUUAUUGUGUAUAUGUUUUCUUUGAUUUACAUUUCACAUUUUCUUUGAUUCACAUUUGUUUUUCGCUAGAAGUAUGCUUUCCAUAAAGCUAUCUUGUAAUAUAGACGAUUCGAAAUCUUAACAUCUUAUUUAAAAAAUAUAGAAAUGUAUUCAUAGAUGUUCUUUGACGUUGAAUGUUUGUCAUUAUGUAUAAGUACUGCAAUAUUUCCGCCGAUGGUUACACUAUGAUGACCUCUGGGAAAUAAGAACCAUUUAAAUACCUAAUCAGCCUGAAUUGUGAAAAACUACCCUAAAAUAUAAGAAUCGUACCUGUUCAGCCUGACUUCGAAAAUUCUAGGUUCCCAAAUGUGGGUUUUUAAUGUAAAGACUUGAAUUUGUUGCUGAUUUAUCAACAAGUUUUAUUUCUUUUGUGUGCGUCGCGUCAAUUUCCUUCAUUUUCAAAAUGGUACCCCCUUUUUUCGUCAACUCACGUUCAAAUACUGUAAUUACAAAGACAAGUGUUAAUUUCCUAUAAUGAGAUCACCCUAUUUAGGGACGGACCAUUAGAAAAGUUAUGGGGGGGAGGGGAAUUUUCGAGCCGCAGGAAUUUUUUUUUGUUAUCAAAUUCCUUGUAUGAAUUUUUUUGGGCCAUAGAAUUAAUAUUUUUUUAGGAUUAAUUGGCGUGCAUGAAUUUUUUUCAUUUAAUUUUCCCUUGUGGGAAUAUUUUUUUUGUACUUCGCCGCCCCACCCCCCACCCCCCGUAAGUUUUCUAAUGGUCCGUGCCUUAUCCUGAGAGCGGAUUCUGCCCACAAUCACCAUGAAACAUGCCCCACCAUUUUGCGGUCCUAACAGUGGUUGCGGUUAGCCACUGACGUGAUAUCAAUAAAUCAUAACAUCUGCAUCAUACGAGUUGCAUGCAGGUUUUAUUUAUUUUUUUACUUUUUUUUCAGAGACAUGUAAAUAGUGCGAAAGAUCUGGAAGAUGAGACAAUCAAUGCAGGUAAGAAAAGAUAAGAUAAAGACUUAAUUGAAAGAGGGUUAACACUAAAUAGCCAACGGCUGAUAAACUUGUGGCCCUCUGAAAUACUAGAAAAAAAUGAUUAAAUACUUAGAUAAUACUAAACCCAUAUAAAAGUACAAGAUAUACCUAUAAUUUAUAAUCUAAAUCUAAACUUAUCAAGAAAGUUAAAUAAUAAAAUGAUUAAGAGUCUGUUGAUGACUACCCACCUGAUUAGGUUUGAACAAACUGGGCUUUAUUGUUUCUCCCUCCCCCCUCCCCCCCCCCCCCCCCCCCCCCCCCUCCCUCUUCUCACGAAUUCCAUACAAGUUCGGCGGGAGUUCGUAUCACUAGUAACAAAUCCGCGGUAGAUUAGAGUGUCUUGACUACAGGGCGGGAGGUCGCGGGUUUGAUCGCUGGGGCGGGACUGAGAAAUGAAGUUGCUGCGUUUGGCGUGCAAACGGCUUGACCUUCGCGUGGCUCGGAUGGCCACGUAAAAUGGCAGUUUCGUCUUGAGCAGAAGGAGACGUAAAAAUACUGCCUUCACUUAGUGUUUUCGUGCUUAGUACAUUUACACUCGAAAAGCACCAGCAUUCCCUUCCAAUAGGUGGUUUUCAGGUUACGUCAUCGCCGCCAUGCAGGUGGACGGUAAACAAAAGAUUGCUCAUUAGCUCGCUUUGUUUGUCCACCAGCAUUUGUUCAUUUCACCAUUGUUAUUUGUGUCUCCCGAGAUUGCAUGAAAACCACCUAUAAGAGUUAAUUAUAUCUUCCUUUGUUUGUUUUUUUUUUUAUUUCGCAGACGCUUCAUCGUGGUCUCGUCUUGCCGAAGUCGAAAAGGUUUGGUCUCGUUACAAAAGUUGUUAUUUUUCUGUAGCUAUUGUACAUUGGUUCAACCAAAUAAAAUAAUAUUUUAACAUUGUCUUUUUAGCGUGCUAGCGAUGUGUUCCUUACGAGAAGGAGGUCGAGCUCACUAAGUCGGUAAGAUUAUGGAAAUUAAUUUUUUUGUUGUUUUUCUUGAUCUUCUAUUGUUAUAGUGAUUAAGUUAGCUGAAACUAUAAUAUAUAGAUUUAGCCAGGGCUAAAAGCGAAGCUCUCGAUAAUAUUUAUAGUUUGUUCAAACAAAAUGUAAAAUCAUGUAAUGCUAAGCGGCGAAGGAAACGCCGGAGAACGGUGGAAAACAACAAGAGGUCUAAUUAGCAAAAAAGCAACUUUGCACGUGCAGCACACUUUUUUGUACAUUUCUUUGCCGCUGUUUUGCACGACUACAACUUGAAACUUCCAGAAACUUCUUAGUUACACGUUUUUUUCGUUCACUUUUUUUUUUUCACUGCCGCUCAUUUUCACCUUGCAUUGGUGGCCUCUUGCAUUUCUCAUUUUGUCACCGCCGUUACAAAAUUUUCAUGUUGUUCUUCCAACAAAAAAAUGUCUCCUUUGUUUUUUUAUCUCUCGCUCUAAAUCUCUGUCGCCCCUUUUUCUCGUUGAGCUUCGCUGGCCUGCCGCCUACUUUCUCUUUUUCUCUGUGUUUCUCUUGCUCUAUAUUCCAAAUUUGGACAAUUUCCGCUUUCCAUUUUCCUCUUCAUUGACUCUUUAGUUGUUUCUGCUUUACAAGACGCGGGUGGCUAUGCGAUUUCCCGUCAAAAUAACCUCGAGUUGCAUUUGGGUUGCCAUACCUGUUGAUUGAGUUAUUGUACAUUGGUAUGCCUGUGGUGCGGACGGACGGUCUCUCGGGCGGUGUACGGUCACGUGAUUACCAAAUUUUCUCGGAUGGGUAGUUUACCACAUUUUCUUACCCACGGUGCUGCGCUGUGCGCGCUUCGCGCGCGAGAGCUCCGCUACAAAUUCCUAUCCAUUUUUUAAAUCUUGAAGGUAGUUUGCUCGACCAAAUAGCUACUCGAAUUUAAAAUCGCGAUGUCGGGACUCUUCUUUGCAAAGUUAAUCAUGAAAGUCACUGAAACUUACAUAGAAUUGGAAAUUUAUCUUCCAGUUCUCUGAUCGUAUGAAUCCCUAAAAUAAUUUUAAAAUAACGGUAAAAGGGCGUGUAUCAAACACUGCCAGCCAGAUAUUUCAAAAUAUUUAACAAUUGGUUCAUGCGUUGAGAUCGCGGGAAAAAUAGUUGCACGAGCGCAGCCAGUCCUUCGUUAUGCUUUUUGUUCAAAGUGCUCAAUAUCUCGACAUACGCACAGCUGCAGCAUAAAACAAGUACAGUCCUUCGUUAUGCUUUUUGUUCGUGUCACUUACCUAAAGUACCCUUUUUUCUGGUUGAUAAUUGUUUGUUUGUUUUGUUGUGUUGUUUUCUAACAUUUAAAAGUCCGAUCUUUUUUUUUUCGAUGGGAACGGUGUAGAACUGAAGACAAUAAAACAAACUUUUUUCUUUGUCCCUGAUCAAUCAUUUUAGAUUUUAACCCGACAUAAGCAGUAAGCUGUAGACCAAUAAUCGAGUCGAGUUCUCGACAAGCGGACCAAUCUUCCUGUUUAAAAAAACACGCACACAAAAAUUAAGACUUGAGCCAGCCUGGCUAACCGGGCUGCUAGCACUCCUGAUAUUCCUUCUCCACAGUGAGGUCUAAACCGCUAAUCCAGCUGAGAUCUUAACAAGCGGGCCAGCCUGCCUGUUAAUCUAAACACAGCGAAACCUUUAAUGAGGAAAUAAGGCUUGAACCGAGUUAGCGGGGCUAACCGGGCUGGAUCACCUCAUAUAGACAGGCACUAAGCUCUAGCUGUUUGUUUCUUCAACAGAGAGGACGCAAACUCAGUAGAAAGGAAGCAAGAUUCUUCAGUAAGUCAGACUGCGGUUAAGCUUGUCAUGUGACCGUCCUAAGGUCAUGUGACAGUUGUGCAACCACGCACUUUCGAUUGAUUCAGCGGAAAUAUUUCAGAACAAUAUUUAUUUCCUUUCCAGUCUAUAAUGUCUUUUAAUUGAGCUGUUAAUUUUUUUCUCCUAACAAGUCUGCUUUUUUUUUAAGUUCUUCCUCCUCGGAGACCCAGGAGUAGCUCAUUUGGAUAAUGUUCCUAUGGAGAUAGUCGUUUCAAAUUUUGCAAGAAGAACAGAAAAUUCAGAAAAUGCUUCACUGAAUUUACCUCGACAAAUAUAAGUGGACAUCGUGAAAUCGGCCGAUUUUACGAUGUCCUCGAUACACGCACAAUAUUGGUGGCACACACACUGAUAUUUUUUUUUCUCCAAUAUUGUCAUAAAAAUUAUAUAGACUAAUUGAUCAUUAAAAUAUAUUCAGUCUGGACUUAAUUCCAAUAAUACCAGAAAUAGUGCUUCCGAGCCGCAAGGAAUGUAUUUGGGAAACCGUUUUUGCCAAUUUUUAUGAUUUAUGCUAUAGUUGUUUGUGUUAUAUAUUGUUUAUUUUUCAUAAUGUUCAUUUCCAAUAUUUCUGUAAAUUAUGUACGUAUUUUCAAAAUUAGUGAACAUCUUUUUAUCAUUUCUUUCUUACAGCAUCACUCUCGUUCACAAACAAGUGAAGGCUCCGGCAAGAAAACCAACGUCCAACCAAGACCGAGGCCUAAGACAGCGAGUAUGUGAACACCAAUCAUUAAUUUAUUUAUAUUGUCUUUAUUGUCUGUGUUGAGAUUGUGACGAGUGUUGUGACUGUGACAAGUGAUGUGACUGUAACGGGUGUUGUGACUGUGACGGGUGUUGAGAUUGUGGCGAGUGUUGUGACUGUGACAAGUGUUGUGACUGUAACGAGUGUUGUGACGGGUGUUCAGACUGUGACGGGUGUUGUGACUGUGACGGGUGUUGAGACUGUGACGUGUGUUGUGACUGUGACGGGAGUUGAGGCUGUGACGGGUGUUGUGACUGUGACAAGUAUUGUGACCGGUAUUGAGAUUGUGACAAGUGUUGUUACGGGUAUUAAGACUGUGACAAGUGUUGUGACGGAUAUUGAGACUCUGACGAGUGUUGUGACUGUGACAAGAGUUGUGACGGAUAUUGAGACUUUGACGAGUGUUGUGACUGUGACGAGUGUUGUGACGGGUAUUGAGACUGUGACGAGUGUUGUGACGGAUGUUGAGACUGUGUCGAGUGUUGUGACUGACUACCAAGAGGCAGGUGCGAUAACAAUAGGAUAUGUGUGUUCUUUAAGCGAAACCUAAGCCCAACCCUAUACGACCCAUGAAAUGCACAACACGCCUGUGAGUUUUAUAUCCACCGCCAGCAGUGCAGGUUUUUACACAUUCCCUACGAAUUAAUAGAGGCAGAAUGACAAGACAAUGCCAUAGGGUUAAUCACGGCCAGCGCCCCCACGAUUCUCUUGAAGCUCCGGCGACCAGGGAAACCACCCUGUAGUCAUCGCGGCAACUCGCAUUAGUACUCGCAGUACCUUUUUACUACCUACCCCACAACUUUUUUCCUCUUUCUUCUUUAAUUUUUUCUUUUCUGGAGGACCCUGACCAACAAAAUCUUACCAGUUUUCUUUAGUCUGGCUGCCCAUGUUUCGAGGCCCGCUCAGCAAGCAGGAUACUAAACAACUGCAAGUAGCCCAAUCAAACAUUUUUUUCCGUCGCCAACAGUACUUAUCGCAUCCAUUUUCUGUAAACCAUAAAAGGCAUGUAUACAGACAAACUCACCAGUUAGGAAUUCGCUAGUGAACAAGGAAGGCUUGUUAGUGCAUUCAGACUUGUAUUGACACCAGACCUGGUGUUUUUCUUUUACCUUACAGCUGUAAAAAGUUCCUCCAUAGGUAGUGGAAAAGACAAAAGAAGACCUCUUUCUGCCCACUUGUUCCAACCAAGACCUUCGGCCAAACCACCUCCAGCUUUUGAUACAAGCAAAACUAAGAGGCAAUUGGACCUCAUUGAAAGAGACUUAAAGCUAACCACAAAAACGUUACAGGAUCGUCUUGGUAUCGCCAAACAGGGAUUCGUUUGAAUCAAAAAACGUCUUCCACCAUGUUUUGUUAGCCUGAGAAAACAGCUGACAUUUCGCGACGCCUGACCACAGCUAGUUUACUCACGAAAUGAUAUUUGAGGAACGGGCGCAGAAAUUUCAUCUUGAUGACGGUUCACUACCCAGAUCUGGGUAGUGCUUCUGAUCGGUUAAAGCAAAUUUCUCUCACGGCACAACCAAUCAGAAGCAGAUCUGUGCAGUAACACGUCAUCAGUAUGGAAUUUCUUCGCCCUUUCCUUCAGAUCUACGUCAUUUCGCGAAAUUUUUUGAAUUUCUGAAUUGAAAACUUUAAAACGCCAUGAUUAAUGUAACUUUCAUAGAUGAAGCAUUCAAGUUAGUUCAGUGGAAUUUUGAUCACGAUGAGUAAUCAAAAUUUGACGGCCCUGGAAACCCGGAU